This is a messenger RNA of Aspergillus piperis CBS 112811, 646 nucleotides long. RefSeq lists its product as uncharacterized. NCBI's taxonomy places the organism in Eukaryota, Fungi, Ascomycota, Eurotiomycetes, Eurotiales, Aspergillaceae. The record is from RefSeq and is a predicted model, not a curated record. The transcript has a single exon. Bases 239 to 577 code for a protein of 112 amino acids.
CCAACCUUGAUAGAAAAAGGGGCUGUGUCUCUUCUCUCUUUGUUUGUGUCUGUUGGAUCCAACAAUCCUGCAAUCGCAUACCCUAGGUAAACCUAUGAUACCCCUGAAAGCCCUUUUCUUCUCUCUAAUUUCUCGCCUUUCUUUGUAACUGCCCCGUAAUAACUUUCUACUGUCAACUAUUUCUGUAUCUCGCUAUCUAGCCUCUUUGUUAGUGUUGGAGCAAUGUCUAACAUGGGUUAUGAAUUAUAUGUCAAAAUUUCGAUCUGGUAACUGCCGAUGUGGUCUGGUAGCCUUGUUUCUCUCCAGAACCAGACGCUAUCAUCAUUCACUCCAAAUGUGGGGUCUAUGCACGCGUUAUAUCUCACAUUAUGAGAAAAGGUCCAGUCCUGCCCACUCUGUUAGAGUGAAUCAGCUGACGAUAAAGGUAACAGGCAUUACCUUACUGUGGGUGAGCACAUUGACCGUAUACAGUUACUUCAUCAGUCCCUUGCCACCCAGAUCUGACCCCCACACUACGGUACCAAUAAUGUACUUUCUAAGAAAAUUGUGGACAAGAUAUACGAUACAGGUUCUCUAGCAGUUUAUCUAAGCUCUAUGAUGUCUGACAGCUGGCCGGUAUCUCCGACUUGGAAUCUUUCAAGUGUUC